AUGGCGUCCCCGCGCGGAAAUCGCCGGGCCAGCGUGCCGCUGCAGCAUGCUGCGGCGGCGCUCCUGCUCGCCCUGUCCUGCUGCUGCUGCUGCGCCCGCGCCGAUCCGUCGUCGCCGAACCAUCCGAAGGUGCCGGCGGUGAUCGUGUUCGGGGACUCGACGGUGGACACGGGCAACAACAACGCGAUCGGGACCAUCCUGAAGAGCGACUUCCCGCCGUACGGGCGCGACAUGGCCGGCGGGGCCAACCCCACGGGGCGGUUCUGCAACGGGCGCCUGCCCCCGGACUUCAUCUCCGAGGCGCUCGGCCUGCCGCCGCUCGUCCCGGCCUACCUCGACCCCGCCUACGGCAUCCAGGACUUCGCACAAGGCGUCUGCUUCGCCUCCGCCGGCACCGGCCUCGACAACAAGACCGCCGGCGUCCUGUCAGUGAUCCCGCUGUGGAAGGAGGUGGAGUACUUCAAGGAGUACAAGCGUCGUCUCCGGCGGCACGUGGGGAGCGCCAGCGCGCGGCGCAUCGUCUCCGACGCACUGUACGUGGUGAGCAUCGGCACCAACGACUUCCUGGAGAACUACUUCCUGCUGGUGACGGGGCGGUUCGCGGAGUUCACGGUGGGGGCGUUCGAGGACUUCCUGGUGGCGCAGGCGGAGUGGUUCCUGGGCGAGAUCCACGCGCUGGGCGCGCGCCGUGUCACCUUCGCGGGGCUCAGCGCCAUCGGCUGCCUGCCGCUGGAGCGCACGCUCAACGAGCUCCGCGGCGGGUGCGUCGAGGGGUAUAACCAGGUGGCGCGGGACUACAACGCCAAGUUGCUCGACAUGCUCCGCCGGGUCAUGGCGGCGCGCCCGGGGCUCAAGGUCGCCUACAUUGACGUGUACAAGAACAUGCUCGACCUCAUCACCAACCCUUCCACGCUGGGGCUGGAGAACGUGGAGGAGGGGUGCUGCGCGACGGGGAAGGUGGAGAUGUCCUACCUGUGCAACGACAAGAGCCCCCACACAUGCGGCGACGCCGACAAGUACUUCUUCUGGGACUCGUUCCACCCCACGCAGAAGGUGAACCAGUUCUUCGCCAAGAAGACGCUGGACCUGUGCUACCAGGAGCUCCUGUGA
Messenger RNA from Miscanthus lutarioriparius, 1110 nucleotides. Lineage: Eukaryota; Viridiplantae; Streptophyta; Magnoliopsida; Poales; Poaceae. The record is from the annotation of a GenBank genome assembly.